Molecule: messenger RNA, 2316 nt
Organism: Chionomys nivalis (European snow vole)
Lineage: Eukaryota; Metazoa; Chordata; Mammalia; Rodentia; Cricetidae
Product: sodium-dependent glucose transporter 1A-like
Exons: 4
Coding region: 256-1533 (425 amino acids)
Biological process (GO): transmembrane transport
Source: RefSeq, a predicted model, not a curated record
UGGAGCCUGGAGGAGCCCAGCACAGAGCCCCGGAGGGUCCGCCCGCAGCAGGAGCUCUCCGCAGCUGCCAAGCUGGAACUAAACGUGAAGACCGGGAGCGCCGGGCCCGCGGCUGGUGCCCAGCGGCUCCACCAGGCGGAGACCCGGACAGAGAGCAAGCCCGCCGCUGCGACCUCCUGUAGGAGUGGCCGAGCCAGGAGCGUGCUGCGCUGGUUCUCCACCGCGGUCCUGUAUGCCGCCUUCCUGGGGCUGGGAAUGAGUGUUGCUAUACUGGGACCCACAUUUCAAGAUCUGGCAGCGAACGUGAACAGAAAUAUCAGCGGCCUGUCUCUCAUUUUUGUGGGCCGGGCCACUGGGUUCUUGUGCGGCAGCAUGAUUGGUGGGGUUCUCUUUGAUCACAUGAAUCAGUUCUUCCUUUUGGGAGUGUCGAUGGUGGCAACGGCAGUGGCCCUUUAUCUCAUCCCUUUCUGCAAGACAGCAGUCUUACUGAUGGUCACCAUGUCUGUCUUUGGGGCUUCUGUUGGUGUUGUGGACACAGGUGCAAAUGUCCUCAUCUUGGCUAUUUGGGGAGACAAAGGAGCCCCACACAUGCAGGCCUUGCACUUCAGUUUUGCCUUGGGUGCUGUCCUGGCUCCCCUGCUGGCUAAAUUGGCCUGGAGUACCUCAGAAUCCACUCAGAACCACACAGAGUCUGACUUUGACCCUCUAAUGCUGAACCGAUCCUCUGAAGCCAGCCCAGACUCUCUGUUUGCGGUACCUGAGAACAUGAAUCUGCUGUGGGCGUACACUUCCACCGGCACCUAUAUUUUAGUAGUUUCUGUCUUUCUGUUUGGUCUGUUUUGUAUUAAACACUCAAGGCAGAAAAAGAACACAGAUUCUGCUCAGGGUGCUCGAAGAGCUAAAUAUCACAGGACACUGCUCUGUCUCCUCUUUGUCUUCUUCUUCUUUUAUGUUGGAGCUGAGAUAACAUUUGGCUCUUACCUAUUUUCCUUCGCCACCACCCAUGUUGGCAUGAAAGAAAGUGAAGCAGCCGGUUUGAACUCCGUCUUCUGGGGGACCUUUGCAGCCUGCAGGGGCCUGGCCAUUUUCUUUGCAACAUUCUUACAGCCUGGAACCAUGAUUGUGUUGAGCAACAUUGGCAGCCUUGUCUCAUCUUUCUUUCUGGUGCUUUUUGACAAGAGCCCUCUCUGCCUCUGGAUCGCGACUGCUGUGUAUGGAGCCUCGAUGGCAACCACAUUUCCCAGUGGAGUUUCCUGGAUUGAGCAGUACACUACCUUAACUGGGAAGUCUGCAGCAUUCUUCGUAAUUGGUGCCUCUCUAGGAGAUAUGGCGAUUCCUGCAGUCAUCGGAAUUCUUCAAGGAAACUACCCAGACCUGCCAGUGGUUCUGUACGUCUGUUUUGCAUCAGCCAUAUUCACUGGAGUUAUAUUUCCCGUGAUGUAUAAAUUAGCCACCUUACCUCUGGAACGUCAGCGCAAAGGAAAAAGAAAAGGCGAGGACCAGAAAGCUUUGUCCACUAGUUCUAGACUGUGAGCGAGAGACUAAACAGGAAGAUGAAAAAAAGAAAAUAAUGAAAUGGAUUUUGAAGUGGUGGAAAUGAGUGACCCAGUGAGGCCAUCUGUAAUAGGAUCGUCUAGAGAUGUUCUGUUGGAACCCAUAGAAGGGCCCUUCUGCUCAGUCCUCUGCAGUUAAUAAAGGCAACUCCCUGAGACACUCCAGACAAAAAGGAUGUAUACUUAGAGAGGAAGAAUUCCUUAAGGAAUUCACUAAAUAAAGCGUUCAAUCAUCUAGAGAGUGAGGAUUUUUCAAUACCUGCUGACAUUCAUGCUUUCUGGGUCUACUUAUAGAGAAAGCUAGAGAAUUUAGAAACAUGUUCUGUGAUUCUCAGUCAUCCAUAAGAUCUUGCUAGGAGAUUCGUUCUGACAGACGCAUACACAGGUAAUGUUGAUAGUCGCCACCUUUCAGAGAAUGUAAAGAAGACGGUUGGGUUGGGAAGCUGCGGGGUGUGCCAACAGCAGACAGAUGUGCUCAGCAGUGAUCACCCACCUGUGUUCUGCCAGGUGUUCCGGGAGUGUUCUUCUGAAAGCAUCCUUGUAAGGGUCCGACAUUUCCACAGCUGCUGUAGGGCCGGGUCACAGAGUACCAGGGGCAAUGGCUGGUCUCAGGUUUUUAUUUCUACAGAGGAAACACAGAGCAAGGUUUAAGUUAUAUGUGGCUUCUCAACAGGACUCUGCCUCUCAGGUCUGCCCUGAGGCACUCAACACAGGCCUCUGUGUCCUCUCCAGAUCCUGAAUUUCUAUAAAGGAAGAUGAGAUG